Loxodonta africana (African savanna elephant) is the source of this 1249-nucleotide messenger RNA. It is a transcript of the gene TPD52L3, whose product is annotated as TPD52 like 3. The transcript has a single exon. The coding region runs from base 11 to 661 and encodes 216 amino acids. The record is from RefSeq and is a predicted model, not a curated record. Lineage: Eukaryota; Metazoa; Chordata; Mammalia; Proboscidea; Elephantidae. Gene Ontology annotation, cellular component: cytoplasm.
CCGCCUUGGUAUGGAUCCUUCCAGCCCAGAAUCCGAUACCAAAGGCCUCCACUUCGACUCUGCCCGCCAAGAUUAUUUCUCCGCUGGGCAAGAGUUGGACUCACUCUACCAAGAAUUGGACCUGGACUCCCUUAAUGAAGAUCUCUUUUCCUGCUCCGUUCCAGAUACCAUGACAGAGGCCCCUGCGGGCACAUCUGAAUCACACAUGACUUCUAAACCAGAGGAUCUGACAGAGGCUCAGCAAAAGGAGCUCAACUUAGAGCUCACUGAAUUGGAAGCAGAGAUUGUAACCCUACGCCAUAUGCUCGCAGCCAAAGAGAGACACUGCAGAGAGCUCAAGAGGAAGCUGGGCCUCACAGCCUUGGUGGGGCUGAGGCAGAAUCUGUCCAAGAGCUGGCAUGAUGUCCAGGUCUCCAAUGCCUACCUGAAACAAAAGACGUCAGCUGCCCUGUCUACUGUGGGCUCUGCCAUCCGCAGGAAGCUUGGGCGCAUGAAGUCGGCCACAUUCAAAUCUUUUGAAGGUCUCAUGGGGACUAUCAAGUCGAGAGUCCCUGGCGGCAGGGAGCUUGGCAGCGACUGCCUUCUUUCUCCAGCGGGGAGUGGGGAUGAUCCGCACCCAAUUCCGGGAGGUGGGAAUGACCUGUUUCCGGAGCCGGAAUGAGCCCCUUGGUAACCUUACCUGGCCACCAAACCCGUGCAAAAAAUCUCCUUCCCUCAUCACAAUUGCAACUCCACCCGACAAAAUAAGCAACCAAACCACAGUGGUAAAAUUAAUCCAGGAAAUGGACAGACUCCAGUUUUGAGAAAAGUAAUGUACAUAGAUUUUUUCCUGCUGUUGAGUGAGAUAGAAAACGAUAGUUUUGUACGUGGCCGUUUUACACUGAAGUUCGUAGGUAAAAUGCAUCACUGUGCUAGCCUUCCUGGGGUUGUAUUUAAAUGGACAAGACAGUGACUCCAGAAGAGGUUUUAGGCCAAAGCCCAAACUCUCUUUUGGAAAACUGUUCCAUCAGAACGCCAAAGUAGACUUCUGUUCAGGACUGGGGAAAGGUAUGAAAUCAUCUGUACUUUUACCCCCUCCCCAUUUUCUUCCCUCCCUGUGUCCCAGAAGGAACAGUCGACUUGAAAACCUGGCUUACAAUUUUUAUUUUAAGAUGAUCAAGAAGGUGGUCCAUUUUCUCCAAGAUUCCCCAAAAGAGGAAAAAAUAUGUAUUAGUAGUGGACUAAUUGUUACACUGUUAUGUCUUUUAUA